UCCCUCCGGCUGAAAAGCCAAGCAGAGGCUUACUCUUUUGGUUACGGUAACUGCCACAGAAGUUGGACGGUUUGCUGCCAGGUCUGCUACCUCCUCAGCUCCAGUGAUGCCGGGCCCUACUCCCAGCGGUACCAACGUGGGCGCCUCGGGCCGGUCUCCCAGCAAAGCUGUGGCCGCCAGGGCCGCAGGGUCUACAGUCAGGCAGAGGAAAAAUGCCAGCUGUGGGACAAGGAGUGCAGGCCGUACUACUUCAGCAGGCACAGGGGGUAUGUGGAGAUUCUACACUGAAGAUUCCCCUGGGCUCAAAGUUGGUCCUGUUCCAGUAUUGGUAAUGAGUCUUCUGUUCAUUGCUUCAGUGUUUAUGUUGCAUAUCUGGGGCAAGUACACACGUUCAUAGACUCAGCUGCAUCCAUCUUUCUGUCAGCAAUUGUAUUCUGGACCAAAAGCUUGGUGGACUUUAUAUGCAUGAAGAGAGACCUUUUUUGAAAGCUUACUGAUUUAUAAGGAACUUAAAAAAAAAAUGUACAAGUUGAUUUUCAAGACCUUUUUUAAUUUGUCUAUGAUGAACUUUAAAAUUUUCUUUAUAUCCCAACUCUGUUUUCUGAAGCCCAUCUUGUCACAGUUUUCAUCUGCCUAAAGAUUUACAGAUCAGGCAUAAUAAAAUGACAAGUACAAAUGGAA
Antechinus flavipes (yellow-footed antechinus) is the source of this 681-nucleotide messenger RNA. RefSeq names its product SEC61 translocon subunit beta (gene SEC61B). Gene Ontology annotation, cellular component: Sec61 translocon complex. The transcript is spliced from 4 exons. The coding region runs from base 107 to 397 and encodes 96 amino acids. Gene Ontology annotation, biological process: intracellular protein transport. The record is from RefSeq and is a predicted model, not a curated record. NCBI's taxonomy places the organism in Eukaryota, Metazoa, Chordata, Mammalia, Dasyuromorphia, Dasyuridae.